CCCUUGUGUUGUGCCCCUACGAAUUUAAGUUCCUAUUAGCCGCGAUGGAAGUUAUCGUGAAUCAUUUUGGUCACUGUUAUUACAAUUACAGCUUCGGUAACGAAUAACAUAGAAAUGUAUUUCAAGUCUGAUGGAUAUUUUUACAUUUUUGUUUUGGCGCCAUUUUAGCUGACAUGUAAAGUUUAGACAAAGAUUGAAAAUAAAAGUGAAGCUUAACGCUCACAAUACAGUUAAUUCAAAUUCGUUAAACCUGUUCAAAAUAUAGCGCGAGCGAUUGUAAAAAGGGAGUUGAGAACAAAGUAAAACGCGGACAAGAGAAAGGAGGCGGGAGAUGCAGAAUAUUUGAAAUUUGGGCGGUAUUCGAAGUUGAGGAAAAUAUCCAAUGAUCACGGGCAAAGGGUGGGCAAAGUCGAAAGCAGGCCAAUGAGGAAUCCGUAAAACCAUAUCCAAUCAGUUUGAGACUGAUACUUUAUAAGACGGUGCAAAAUACCUAUACCACAUUUUCUGACUGUUAACUGAAGAAUUAAAUCGAAAUGGCAAGAACUAAGCAGACCGCUCGUAAAUCCACUGGUGGCAAAGCCCCCAGAAAGCAGCUUGCUACCAAAGCUGCACGUAAAAGCGCCCCAGCUACUGGCGGCGUGAAGAAGCCUCACCGCUACAGGCCUGGUACUGUAGCCCUGAGAGAGAUUCGUCGCUAUCAGAAGUCCACUGAGCUGCUGAUUCGUAAGCUGCCCUUCCAGCGCCUGGUGAGAGAAAUCGCCCAGGAUUUCAAGACCGACCUUCGCUUCCAAAGCUCGGCCGUCAUGGCUUUGCAGGAGGCCAGCGAGGCAUAUCUGGUUGGUCUGUUCGAGGACACCAACCUGUGUGCCAUCCAUGCCAAGAGGGUGACCAUCAUGCCCAAAGACAUCCAGCUGGCUCGCCGUAUCCGUGGCGAGCGUGCUUAAAUGAUUUCCGCUUGACCAUUUCUCUUCUAGUAUAUAAAGGCUCUUUUAAGAGCCACUUCAGUGAUUCAGCGAAUUGCAAAUUUGUCCAUUUGCUUUAUCUUUUUGCUAUAAACUAAAUGAUAUAAGUGGGCCGUAUGGUAAACGGACCUGUAUCAACUAACUGGGAAUACAUCAAUAAAAGCUUCGU
This is a messenger RNA of Anguilla anguilla (European eel), 1131 nucleotides long. Its product is annotated as histone H3. Gene Ontology annotation, molecular function: protein heterodimerization activity; structural constituent of chromatin; DNA binding. The record is from RefSeq and is a predicted model, not a curated record. The transcript has a single exon. Bases 534 to 944 code for a protein of 136 amino acids. Lineage: Eukaryota; Metazoa; Chordata; Actinopteri; Anguilliformes; Anguillidae. Gene Ontology annotation, cellular component: nucleosome.